ACAAAACAAAACAAACUGCUUCCAAGACGAAAUUUGGCCUUUCGAGGCUUAGGAUUUCCUUUCCUUGCUUUCCAAAAGCAAUCACACUCCACCAAGAUGCUUCUUGUGGCCUUAUUGUUCAUGUUGGUUGGGUUUUGCCAAGGUUUUACGCUGUACAGAGAUCUUCCAGAAGUCAACAUGAAUGUGACUCAAAUGAUUGAAUACAAUGGCUACCCAUCAGAACAAUAUGAUGUCAWCACUUCAGAUGGAUAUAUUAUAAACAUUCAGCGGAUUCCAUUUGGAAGAAAUGGCAAAUGCAAAGAAGUGACAUCAAAGCCUGCUGUUUUUCUGCUUCACGGUUUACUUUGCUCUUCAACAAAUUGGGUGGCAAACUUACCAAACCAAAGCCUUGGAUUUCUACURGCAGAUAAUUGUUUUGAUGUCUGGCUGGGGAAUGUAAGAGGGAAUACUUAUGGACUGAAACAUAUCAAUGGUACUGUUAAUCCUGAUGUAUUCUGGAACUUCAGCUGGGAUGAAAUGGCUGCUUAUGACCUACCAGCAAUGAUUCACUUUGUUCUGAACAAAGUCAAGAAGCCUUACUUGUAUUAUGCUGCCCACUCCCAAGGGACAAUGAUUGCAUUUGCAGAACUGUCCCAUAACAAAGAGCUUKCCAGCAAAGUAAAGGCUGUGUUUGCAAUGGGUCCUGUGGCAACUAUAGGAUACAUUGAAAGCCCACUGAAAUAUUUAUCAUAUUUUGUUUCAGAUAUAGAGGAAUUUUUCAAGAUAUUUGGAAUUCAUGAUUUUCUACCAAAUAAUGAAAUCAUGAAGAUCCUUGCUGAUGUGUUUUGUGGCCCCAAGUUAACAAGGGAGGUCUGUGCAGAUGUAAUUUUUAUCAUUGAUGGUUUUGAUGAGAAGCAACUCAACAAGACAAGACUUCCAGUAUACAUAUCUCACACACCAGCAGGGACRUCYGUCAAGAACAUGAUUCACUAUGYRCAGAGCUAUGACUCAAAAAAGUUCCAAAAGUACGAUUAUGGCAAGGAUAAUAAAAAGCAUUAUGGACAAGACUCGCCACCAUUGUAUAACUUGACAACAUACAAUGUCCCUACAGCCCUUUAUUCUGGAGGUGAUGACUGGCUUGCUGAUCCUCAUGAUGUCAGUCUGCUAACUUCAAAAAUUCAGAAAGUUGUCUUUCAAAAGAAAGUUAUUAAUUUUUGGCAACAUUUGGACUUUAUUUGGGGACUUGAUGCUGCRACUUUAGUUUACAAUGACAUUAUAAAACACAUUAAGAAAAUGGAAGGAAUUUUUAAUUGAAUAUAGACUUAGUCUAGAAAUAACUUUUUUAUGAAAAUUCACUAGGUUAUAGCGUUAAUACUCCAUGUUUAUCAACAAACUCAUGUUUAUGUGCCAAACAUGAUCACAAUGGCUUUUUACAAGUUGCUUUGCUUAAACUGCCCAGGGGAGGAUACAGGUCUCUCCUUGAAUAGGGGUGCAAGUUAUUCAAGGAUGGGAGCACCUUGCACCCACUCCCUUCUGCCAAUUGUUUUUCUAGUUGACACAGAAUUAAAAACAUGAGGACUGUCAACUCUCCCAGGUUAUCCAAGAGUCUCAGGAGCUAUCGCUUGGCUAUAUCUCCCAGUCUCAAGUUUACAACCAAAUCUCCAUUUUUUUGAUAAAAUAACUGUAACUCUGAUUUUUGUAUGAAUGUAAAAUAUUGAUGGUUUUUUUCGCUUAUGCCAGUCAGCAUACAUGUAGCUAUAUAAUAUAUWUUUUUUAUUUUUAUAGUG
Exaiptasia diaphana is the source of this 1766-nucleotide messenger RNA. Its product is annotated as gastric triacylglycerol lipase. NCBI's taxonomy places the organism in Eukaryota, Metazoa, Cnidaria, Anthozoa, Actiniaria, Aiptasiidae. Bases 97 to 1293 code for a protein of 398 amino acids. The transcript has 7 exons. The record is from RefSeq and is a predicted model, not a curated record. Gene Ontology annotation, molecular function: hydrolase activity, acting on ester bonds. Gene Ontology annotation, biological process: lipid metabolic process.